Molecule: messenger RNA, 2688 nt
Organism: Drosophila kikkawai
Lineage: Eukaryota; Metazoa; Arthropoda; Insecta; Diptera; Drosophilidae
Gene: Nt5b
Product: 5' nucleotidase B
Molecular function (GO): 5'-nucleotidase activity
Source: RefSeq, a predicted model, not a curated record
GAACGUUGACCGAAAUUGUCGAGGAAAACUGAACGAGCUCUCUCGCCUUUUUGUUUUCUCCCCCUUCUGUUUUUGUUUUGUUUUGAUCGUUAGAUCGCGCGCGCCUCAAAAAGUGUGCUGUGAAAACUUGAGGAGAAGAGAGACUCCAAGAACCAAAUACUCUGCCACGCACAAGAUCGUACGGAUCAUUCCAGCGCUGCGCUGCUAAUUUGCGAACAGCUGAUAAGAGAUAUUUAUCGCCACUCUAUUGAAACUUCCAAUUUCACUCCCACUUCGCGCUACCCCCGCUCUUCACACCCCCAGCUCUUCGCUAUCAGCGGCAGCAGCGACGCGGCGCAGCAUUUGUGGCCUUGUAAUCCGCGGCAGCGUCAAGAUGCCCCAGCAGAAGCAACCGCUGCAGAAACAUUCCGAUUCCAAUUCCAUUUCCAAUAUGACAUCCACUUCGAGGUCCACUUCCAAGUCCAGCCCAAGUCCCCCCAAUUCCAUUUUGAAUUCCAAGCGGGAACGGGAGCGCACACAGACCAUCGGCGAAACGGACAUGGAUCAGUCGGUGCUCAAUGGACUGGCGGCGAGCAUCGAUGGCUCUGCCGGCUACCACGGGCACAAACGUGAGCUGGGUCACAGAGUGUUUGUAAACAGAUCCCUGCAUUUGGAAAACAUCAAGUACUAUGGCUUUGACAUGGACUAUACCUUGGCAGAAUACAAAUCCCCACAGUAUGAACAACUUGGCUUUAAUCUCGUCAAAGAGCGUCUGGUCCAAAUGGGCUAUCCUAAGGAGAUCCUACAGUUCGAGUAUGAUCCCACGUUCCCCGUCCGUGGCCUCUGGUUCGACACGCUCUACGGCAAUCUGCUUAAAGUCGAUGCAUACGGCAAUAUUCUGGUCUGUGUGCAUGGCUUUGAGUUUAUCAAGCAUCACCAGGUGUACGAGCUGUAUCCCAACAAGUUCUUGAAGCUGGACGAGUCGCGCGUGUAUGUCCUAAAUACGCUCUUCAAUCUGCCGGAAACCUAUCUCCUGGCCUGUCUCACCGACUUUUUCACCAACAGCAGCGAGUUUGUUCGCGUUGAGCGCGGCAUCAAAGCUGGCGAUUUCCUUUUCACGUACAAGUCGAUUUUCCAGGACGUGCGUCGUGCCGUCGACUGGGUGCAUUCCGAUGGCGACCUCAAGCGUCGCACCACGCAGAACAUGGCUCACUAUGUGAAGAAGGACGAACGUCUACCCACAGUCUUGUCCCGCAUCCGGGAGUCGGGUGCCAAGCUAUUCAUGCUGACUAACAGCGAUUAUACGUACACCAAUGAGAUCAUGACCUACCUGUUUGACUUCCCGCACGGCGCCACGCCCGAGGAACCGCAUCGCGACUGGAAGAGCUACUUCGAUGUGAUUGUGGUGGAUGCCCGAAAGCCGCUGUUCUUCGACGAGGGUACCGUUUUGCGGCAGGUGGACACAAAGACGGGCGGGCUGAAGAUCGGCACUCACAUUGGUCCGCUGCAGCCGGGACAGGUGUAUUCGGGCGGCUCCUGUGAGCUCUUCACCAAGUUCAUCAAUGCCAAGGGCAAGGAUGUGCUAUACGUGGGCGAUCACAUUUUUGGGGAUAUCCUCAAGUCGAAGAAGAUCCGGGGCUGGCGCACAUUCCUCAUAGUACCCGAGCUGGUGCGGGAGCUGCAUGUGUGGACGGAUGAGUGCCAGCUGUUUGCGGAGCUGCAGAACCUGGACAUCAAACUGGGCGAUCUGUAUCGGGAUCUCGACUCGAGUGCCAAGGUCAAACCAGAUAUAUCGCAGCUGCGCACCUGCAUUCGGGAUGUGACACACAAAAUGGACAUGUCCUACGGCAUGAUGGGCUCACUCUUCCGCUCCGGCUCGCGCCAGACCUUCUUCUCCAGCCAGGUGGUACGAUAUGCCGACGUCUACGCGGCCACUCUGCUCAAUCUCAUCUACUACCCCUUCUCGUACAUGUUCCGAGCACCGGCCAUGCUCCUGCCCCACGAGUCGACCGUGGCCCAUGAUCAGGCCCACCAGCCGCCCCCAGCUUUGGCUCCCGCUCCUGCUCCAGUUACUGGUUCCUCCUCGGUGGCAGCAUCACCCGAUGAGCCAGCGCGCUCGGUAGCCGGUACAGAGCAAGUGAAAGAGUCCAAGGAUGCCAAGGAUCUGCAUCGUGCGAGCUCCAUUGUACACACUCGACCCUCCACGCCCACUGUGGUCACUCACACCCAUGACGAGGACUACUCCGAGGAGGAGGAGACGCCCAGCGGUGCCGAGUCCUCCACUGAGCAGCCGCUGCGCGAUGCUUCCGAGGACUAGAAGAAGGGCUAGGAAUAAAGUCACCGCCACAGGAAUGUUAGGAUCAACGAAUUUUCUUCUCAAUAAAAUACCCCUCCCGCCCCCAAACCCUAUACUCUGUAACCUUGACCUUGAACGCUCCCGAAAACUGAAUACGCGGUCUAAGGAAUUGUAAAACGUACGAUUUUCCCUGGCGAUUUUACCGAAGCACAGAUAUGUGAAACUAUAUAUAUAUAUAUAUACCAUAUAUGAUAUAUACAUUAUACAUUAUACAUUUAGCUGGUUCCAUACAUAUAAUGUGUGUGUGUUUUUUUUUAAUUAAAACCAUAAAUUGCUGUAAUUGAAAGAGAAAAAGUGAGUGGCUUACUUAAAAAGAGCGCGUUAAAUGGGAUUAAAAACUCUCUUCUCUUCAA